Cladophialophora immunda is the source of this 1991-nucleotide messenger RNA. RefSeq lists its product as uncharacterized. Gene Ontology annotation, biological process: mitotic DNA damage checkpoint signaling; protein phosphorylation. The record is from RefSeq and is a predicted model, not a curated record. Gene Ontology annotation, cellular component: nucleus. Gene Ontology annotation, molecular function: protein serine/threonine kinase activity; ATP binding. Lineage: Eukaryota; Fungi; Ascomycota; Eurotiomycetes; Chaetothyriales; Herpotrichiellaceae. The transcript has 2 exons. The coding region runs from base 1 to 1674 and encodes 557 amino acids.
AUGAAAUUAGCGAAGAGUGCCAGAGGCGUCCUCAAGAGCCUACGGCCAAAACAGACCAUCCUACAGUCAACAAAGACUUCAAAGACACCAUCGUCGCGUUACCAUGUCUUGCUAAGCGACUCCGGGGUGGGAGACACGCCUGAGAAGGAAGCUGAACCCGAGUCUGCGUCAACGCGUCAUCGGGAGAAGGCACAGCGGCCCGCAGCAGGGAUCCAAGGGAAGGAAGUGAGAGAGCGUCUGGAGCAAGGCAACAUGGGGCACCCUUCGAUUGCCAUUCACGAGGAUGCACAAGAACAGCUUCAUGGUGAUCAAGAAGAGGUGGACAACAUGGCGCGGCUCGCGGAAGAAGAGGACUCUCUCGAUGAUUCCUUCUCAGAAGACUCAGAGCAGAGCGAGGACGACGUCGAUGAGAGUGUAGUCGAUGACAUGCGCAGACUUGAGGAAAGCUUCAAAGGCAUCUCCCAAAAAUACCGACUUAUCAACCGCAUCGGUGAAGGCACCUUCUCUACCGUGUACAAGGCAGAGCAGCUUGUUCAGCCAGACGAACUAGAUCAGGAGAAUGAAGACCCUACAAACGAGUCUGAGGCUCCCCCUACUAAGAGGCGGAAAACAAAUGUCGCGUCUGGCAUGGUCAAUAGGUCACGGAGGAAGGGAUUGAUUGUCGCAUUGAAAAAGAUCUAUGUGACGUCUUCACCUCAUCGCAUCAUGAAUGAGUUGGAGCUUCUACACGAAUUACGGCAUUCGCCAUACAUCUGUCCAUUGUUGACAGCUUUCCGUCACCUGGACCAAGUCGUCGCGGUCUUGCCAUAUUUCAGGCACCUCGAUUUUCGCUUGUACUAUCGAGACUUCCUCAUCAAUGACAUGCGACAUUAUUUUCGUUGCCUCUUCAACGGCCUGGCCCAUGUGCACAAAGCGGGGAUCCUUCAUCGCGACAUCAAACCCACCAAUUUCCUUUACGACCACUCUAGGAGGCAAGGUGUUCUGGUCGACUUUGGCCUAGCUGAGAGGCAAGGGACGGAUUGGCAACCAUGCCUCUGCACAGAGUCAAGGGAGAGAAGAAGAGAUAAGUUUAUCAACUCAUAUGCGGUUCAGGUUCUGCAGUCCUCCCCCGAACAGAUGUCGACCGGGUUUCCCAAGAAUGACAGCCGAUCAUCUCGAAGGGCGAACAGAGCAGGGACCCGGGGUUUUCGAGCACCUGAGGUCUUGUUGAAAUGCACCUCGCAGACGACCAAAAUCGAUAUCUGGUCAGCUGGUGUGAUCCUCCUAACCCUUUUGGCCCGACGAUUUCCAUUCUUCAAUAGCGCCGACGAUGUUGAUGCCAUGAUUGAAAUGGCUUCGAUAUUUGGUCGGAAGAAGAUGCAAUCUGUGGCAGCAAUGCAUGGCCAACUUUUUGAGACCAACAUCGAGACCAUUGGCGAACGUGGUUUUACUUUUGAAAAGAUCAUCAUCUGGGCAAGUUGCCGCGAGAAAGAGCAAGACACUCUUCGGCCGGGCGAGGCUCAAGCAGUCGCAUUUUUGCACGGACUUCUUGAACUCGACUCUGGGAAACGAUGGACCGCAAGGGAGGCAUUGCAGCACGAGUUCCUUACGGCACCCGUGGAGGACGAGGAGGAGCGAGCGGAGAGAGAAGCUCAAGAAGCAUUUGAGGAAGAGGCGAGAGGGGCACGUCGGUGAUUUCGUGGAUGCAUGAUGGCGAAGGCCGUGUCUCUGGUGUCUUCAUCGAGAUAUGUUUGUUGAUGCAUUCGAAGCUGGCGAAUGGGUCGGAGCUUUGUAUUACUAGCAUCUUAUACCCCCACGGCACAGCAUGGCUUUGCUUCGUUUCUGGAGUUAUUGGCAUGGUCAGAGAAAGUCUUUUUGGAGUUUGUGCAGUGCAAAUAUGAAAACCGAAGAAGGGUUGAGUGUUUGGAGGUACAUCACGGCUACUCAUGCAACCGUCAUGUCUAGGUACAAAGUCCGCUAAUUAGAGUAUAUCGAGAAUCUCAUGCAAAGGC